Molecule: messenger RNA, 2320 nt
Organism: Diaporthe batatas
Lineage: Eukaryota; Fungi; Ascomycota; Sordariomycetes; Diaporthales; Diaporthaceae
Exons: 5
Coding region: 1-2190 (729 amino acids)
Biological process (GO): regulation of DNA-templated transcription
Cellular component (GO): nucleus
Molecular function (GO): transcription cis-regulatory region binding; zinc ion binding; DNA-binding transcription factor activity, RNA polymerase II-specific
Source: RefSeq, a predicted model, not a curated record
AUGCAGAAUCCUCCGAACGAGGUCGGGGCUUAUGACCGGGUCGGACCUAGACUCCUGACGCCCGGCUCCGCCAAGCUUCCCUUUGUCCCUCCACCCAGCUUACAUGGCGCCCGACCUUGGGCCAGUCGUCCUCUCUCUCAAGACAGUGACCAUUGCCCAUCACAACCCCAAUCGCUCACUAUGGAUGAUGAUACCACGCAGCCAUAUGCGACAAAGCCCCGGAUUCCCUACGCCUGCGAGGCCUGCCGUGCCGCCAAGGUGAAAUGUACCUCAGGAGACACAACAGGCAUCUGCAGACGCUGUUCUGUCUCAAAGCGCGAAUGUGUGUUCAAGACAGGCCCGCGGAAGAGAAGGAGGCGGGACAAGCUUCGCCCCAUUGCUAGCAGAACAACACCACCCCCGUCAGCCCCGUCCAAGACGUUCACCAUAGAUGUUCCACUGCUGGGCGACAACGAUACCGAUCUGGAGCCCUCGGAGGGGUUUGACGCCCUUCGGGAUGCUCAUGACGCCUUCCUUGAGGACCUUGUCCCGGAUCCGGACGACCUUGACGGAGACAACGACGCCCUCACUGGCCAAGGAUCCUCGUCAGUCAGUGGCACAGCUCCCUUCUCAGCGUCGACACCAUCGGUCAGCUCACGCUCUGUCCAUGGCGUCAGCAGUAUCCAGCCCAGAUUCAACCUCGAAUCCGCCACUUCCCUCUUAGAAUCAUUUCGGAACGGCAUGUUGCCUUACUUCCCAGUGAUUAGACUCCCGAUAGAUGCCACUGUCCAAUCGUUGUCCAAAGACAAGCCAUUCGUGCUCCUUGCUAUACUCGCGGCCGCCAGUGGGGGUAGAAAUAUGCAAGGCCAUAGUCUCUAUGACGAGGAAUUCCGCAAAGUUUUAGGCUUGAAGUUUGUCAGUGGUGGCGAGAGGAGCCUUGAGUUGCUCGCUGGGCUGCAAAUCUAUUGCGCAUGGUAUCCAUUCCAUUUGAGACCAAAACAGAAGCAGGCCACCCAGUACAUUCGCAUGGCAGCCGACAUUGUUCACGACCUCGAACUCGAUCGAGCGCCCGAUAACUUCGACCGCGCCGAUUUUGUGGCCGAGGAGAAGUCCAUGGAUGGUAUACGAGCCUACAUAUCCUGCUAUUAUCUUGUCGCCAGUAUGGCGUCCAUCUGGACCAGGAAAAACUCAUUGCCGUUCGAACAGUGGACGUCAACCUGCUGUGAUAUACUAGAAAUGUCGGGUGGUGGUCAAGCCGACCAAUGCCUCGCCUGGCUCGCCCGGCUCGGCAAUAUCAUCGAACAGACUGCGUCACUCACCAGGAAACGCGGACAGGUGUCGCAUGAACCACAGCAUGUAUUGCUGAUGGUGAAAGGAAUGGAGGCCCAGCUGCAAGAGUGGAGAGGCCGUAUGUCUCCCGACGUUUCUUCUAAGCCCGUCGUCUAUAUUGCCACCCUCUUCACCGAAAUACUUCUGCAUGGCUACACACUUCUGAGAUUCCCAGAUCACAACGCGCAAAAACAAGCACAAUUAUCACAGGACACACUUAUCGAGCCAAGUCGGCUUUGGGGCUGCGCUCAAUCCUUACGCGUCUGGUACGACUAUGUUUCAUCUCUACCGGCCUCAGAGUUUGCCAGCUUCUCAGCGAUGGAUUGGGGACACUUCGUCGGUUUGAUCAUUCUCGGACUAAAAUUAUCAUUCCCCCUACCGAAUGAAUGCCCCGCCUGGGACCACACUGCAGCUCGUGAGGUAGUCGGCCUUGGGCUGUUCCUCGAGAAGUUUACUGAGGACGGCAGCGAUGAUGCCAAUUUGACACCAGCUUCGAGCAAGUCGUGCUCCGGCACGGACGUGCUGUCAGCGAGCAAGGUCGUAUUAGGUGUCGUCAAGCGGAAGUACGACAAGCGUCUUGCGGCUUUGGAGAAAGCCGCCCUUGCAUAUCCGCCUCACCCUGUGCCUCCCGAUACUGAUUCUGGUAUUCGCAAGUGCCCCAUGUUCGAUGGCAGUCUUGAUCCCUUCAUACAAACAUGGGACGAUACAUUCCUGGAUCCUUCGAGCAUUGUGUAUACCUCGCUCAUGGGCUCUGGCCUGGCUGGUGCACCGGGGCAGGGCUCCCACUCUGCACAGCCCGUGGUUUUUCACGAUCUAUGGGCUACAAUGACGAUGGGUUGGAGCCAGGAGAACUCGGAAGAUAUGGAAUUCGACGGUCACUAGAGCUAAUCUGACUCUUCCAGUCAUGCCCUUAUAUAGUUGCUGGGUUGAUAUAAGUUGUCUCACUUAUUCAGUGCAGCAAUCUUCCAAUCCUGAGUUUCUAAGUCGGUACUACCUAGGUACCUAGGUAGUA